AUGAUGUAGAUGGAGGAGAUGGACAGAAAAAACAGCUGGUGAAUCCCCAUGUGGAGCUCCAGUUUUCAGAUGCAAAUGCCAAGUUCUACUGCCGGAUUUAUUAUGCUGGCGAGUUUCACAAAAUGCGUGAAGUGAUCCUGGGAAGCAGCGAAGAAGACUUCAUUCGAUCCCUCUCUCACUCUAUGCCCUGGCAGGCGCGAGGUGGCAAAUCCGGGGCUGCGUUCUAUGUGACUGAAGAUGAUAGAUUCAUCUUGAAGCAGAUGCCUCGUCUGGAAGUCCAGUCGUUCCUUGACUUUGCUCCACACUACUUCACUUACAUCAUUAAUGCAGUUCAGCAGAAGAAGCCCACUGCACUGGCCAAAAUCCUUGGAGUAUAUCGAAUUGGAUACAAGAACUCUCAAAACAACACUGAAAAGAAACUGGAUCUGCUUGUCAUGGAAAAUCUUUUCUAUGGCAGGAAAAUGGCUCAGGUUUUUGACCUGAAGGGCUCUCUCCGGAAUAGAAAUGUUAAAACGGACACAGGCAAGGAAAGCUGUGAUGUAGUCCUGCUGGACGAGAACCUUCUGAAGAUGGUCCGGGACAAUCCUUUGUACAUCCGUUCCCAUUGCAAGGCUGUGCUGAGAGCUUCCAUACACAGUGAUUCUCAGUUCCUCUCCAGCCACCUCAUUAUCGACUAUUCCCUGCUGGUGGGUCGUGAUGAUACCAACAAUGAGCUGGUUGUUGGGAUCAUUGACUAUAUUCGCACUUUUACCUGGGACAAAAAGCUUGAAAUGGUGGUGAAGUCAACUGGCAUCUUGGGAGGACAAGGUAAGAUGCCAACUGUGGUUUCUCCAGAACUGUACCGAACCAGAUUUUGUGAAGCUAUGGACAAGUAUUUCCUGAUGGUGCCAGACCAUUGGACAGGGCUGGGCCUGAAUUGCUAAGCUAAAACCCAUAUUGGGAAGGCACAAGAGGACAAUGACAUUAUAAGCCACUCUCUUCCUGUGGUCUGUCCAGCAGUAAGCAAGAAGAUUGCCGCUCCAUGUCUACACUGACCAUGUGUGUCACAUUGUGAAGUGUGAAAUCUGCUUGUUGCACUUUAAUCCUCCCUUG
Antrostomus carolinensis (chuck-will's-widow) is the source of this 1092-nucleotide messenger RNA. RefSeq names its product 1-phosphatidylinositol 3-phosphate 5-kinase-like. The transcript is spliced from 7 exons. Gene Ontology annotation, molecular function: 1-phosphatidylinositol-3-phosphate 5-kinase activity; 1-phosphatidylinositol-5-kinase activity. NCBI's taxonomy places the organism in Eukaryota, Metazoa, Chordata, Aves, Caprimulgiformes, Caprimulgidae. Gene Ontology annotation, cellular component: vesicle membrane; cytoplasmic vesicle. Gene Ontology annotation, biological process: neutrophil chemotaxis; melanosome organization; regulation of reactive oxygen species biosynthetic process. The record is from RefSeq and is a predicted model, not a curated record. The annotation marks the transcript as partial.